AAGUGCAAAGUACAACUAAACAAAUGGACUUCAACUGUCAGCCUCGAUGACACCCGGCCUGUAAAAUCAAUCUGCAAGGAAAAAGGCAUAAAAGAAGAAAGUCAGGGAGCAAAAGAAAGAUUAAAUCAAUUCAGAAAGCCAUUGGAGAGAAGAAGCGCCACAAAAAGGAAGGAAGGAGUUGUUAACAGUGCAUGAGAGAGUGAGAGAGGGAGGGACAUAUGACAGGCUUAUAUACACUGUCAGGACAACCUGCUCUUCAAAGCACCUAAAACUGUUUACAUUUCGAAAGCGAGGAGAAGCAAAGAGGGCAGAGGAACAUUUGAAAAAGGAAGAUGGUUCGGUGGUUUCACAGAGAUCUGUCUGGAAUAGACGCAGAGUCCGUCUUGAAGACCCGAGGUGUCCAUGGCAGCUUCCUGGCCCGACCCAGCAAGAAGAAUGUGGGCGAUUUCUCCUUGUCCGUUAGAGUGGGAGAGCUAGUCACACACAUUAGGAUUCAGAACACGGGUGAUUAUUAUGAUCUGUACGGCGGGGAGAAGUUUGCGACGUUGGCCGAGUUGGUGGAAUACUACACUGGAGAUCAUGGAACCCUACAGGAUAAAGAUGGGACGGUUAUUGAGCUCAAAUACCCUUUAAACUGUUCUGAUCCCACCACUGAGAGGUGGUACCAUGGCCACUUAUCGGGUCCAAAUGCUGAGAAGCUGCUCAGAGAGCGCGAUGAGCCCGGGACGUUCCUGGUGAGGGAGUCGCUCUCCAAACCAGGAGACUUUGUUCUGUCUGUGCUGACCGAUGAUAUGACCAGUUCUGGUAGGAGGGUCUCCCAUAUCAAGAUCAUGUGCAAUAAUGACCGUUACACAGUAGGUGGUAAAGAGGUUUUUGACUCUUUGGCAGACCUUUUGGAGCAUUUCAAACGCAGUGGUAUUGAGGAAUUGUCAGGGACAAUGGUUUACCUCAAACAGCCUUAUUACUCCACGAGGUUGAACGCAGCUGAUAUUGAGAGCAGAGUACAGCAGCUCGACCAGACCUCAGGCAACAUGGACGGGGCCAAUAAAAAGAUUAAAGCUGGGUUCUGGGAAGAGUUUGAUGCGCUGCAGAAGUUGGAAACUAAGGUAACGAAGAGCAGAGAUGAAGGAAUGAGACCAGAAAACAAAAGCAAAAACAGAUACAAGAACAUCCUUCCCUUUGAUGACACUAGGGUUAUCCUGAAAAACGCAGAUCCCAAUGUUGUCGGCUCUGAUUACAUCAAUGCCAACUACGUUGUAAAUAAAUUAAUGGAUAUUAAUUACCAGAAAGUUUACAUUGCUUGUCAAGGCUGUCUCGCAACAACUGUAAACGAUUUCUGGCAAAUGGUUUGGCAAGAAAAGUCACGAGUAAUUGUCAUGACAACAAGGGAGGUUGAGAAAGGACGGAAUAAGUGUGUGCCAUACUGGCCUGCUACUGAAGGAGAUUCAAAGGAAGUAGGCAGAUAUGUGGUGACGUUACUGUCUGAGAAGGAUGCUGCUGAUUACAAGGUCAGAGUGAUGGAGCUCACAGCUCCACACCGGAAAGAGCCAGCUCGCACCAUUUGGCACUACCAAUAUUUGAGCUGGCCGGAUCAUGGCGUUCCACAAGAGCCUGGUGGAGUGCUUAGCUUUCUGGAGCAAGUCAACAUCAAACAGCACGAACUGUCUUCAACUGGACCUGCGAUCGUCCACUGCAGUGCUGGUAUUGGGCGAACGGGAACCAUUGUGGUAAUCGACAUGCUUAUAGAUAACAUUGAUGCUAAAGGUCUGGACUGUGACAUUGACAUCCAGAAGUGUAUUCAGAUGGUUAGAGAACAGCGGUCUGGCAUGGUGCAAACGGAAGCACAGUACAAGUUCAUCUACUUGGCUGUGCUACAGUAUAUAGAGUCAACGAAGGUCACACGAAGAGCUGUCAUGGAAACAGAAACCGAAUAUGGAAACCUCUCAAUUCAGCCUAAACACCAGAAGGCCAGUCGCAAAGCCUCUGCAAAAAAAAAUGAAGAUGUUUAUGAGAAUCUAGGAGCAAAAGGAAAGAAAGAUGUCAAAAAGCAGAGAUCGGAGGAUAAAAAGAGUGGAUCUGUCAGGAAACGAUAAAAAUAGAAAAAAAGAAAGACGAUGAAAUUGAAUUUUGCUUCAUGAUUGUACAGCUAAUUUUUAAAAGAUUUUUUCAGUGGUUUUAAAGAGAACUGAGCCAGGGUUUUACAGAGAUGCCAAACUAUUUGACCUUAUCAAACAGAUCUUGCUCUGUUUUUGUCAAUGUUUACUAGUUAAUAUUUUUUGUAUAUUUAGUAAACAUUUGUUAAGUAAAUUCACUAAGUUGUAAUUAAUAUAAAACAUCGACUCAUUCUCGGUUUUAAUAAAAGUCAUGCCCAAAGACCUGGCCAUUAUGAUUAUCUGCUGUAAUAAAAUGAAGGAAUGAAAGUG
Carassius carassius (crucian carp) is the source of this 2423-nucleotide messenger RNA. Its product is annotated as tyrosine-protein phosphatase non-receptor type 6-like. Bases 333 to 2093 code for a protein of 586 amino acids. The transcript has 17 exons. The record is from RefSeq and is a predicted model, not a curated record. NCBI's taxonomy places the organism in Eukaryota, Metazoa, Chordata, Actinopteri, Cypriniformes, Cyprinidae. Gene Ontology annotation, biological process: protein dephosphorylation. Gene Ontology annotation, molecular function: protein tyrosine phosphatase activity.